Molecule: messenger RNA, 1185 nt
Organism: Penicillium griseofulvum
Lineage: Eukaryota; Fungi; Ascomycota; Eurotiomycetes; Eurotiales; Aspergillaceae
Product: HAT dimerization
Exons: 3
Coding region: 1-1185 (394 amino acids)
Molecular function (GO): protein dimerization activity
Source: RefSeq, a predicted model, not a curated record
AUGGUCAAUACCGAAUCCAAAUUCGGAUUAGUGUGGUUUCGGGUACGGGCCGAGAGACAAGCCCUGUCUCAGCGGUACGAUGGGUACCUGUCCGAGACUAUCAUCCGAGAAGGGACGAUGAAAUUUACCCAUAACUCCCAAAUCCGCUGCUUUGCUCACAUCUUGAACUUGGUUAUGAAAACCAUAUUGAGGUCUCUACGCGCUAGUUCGCAUAAAGAAGCCUGUGAUCUUCUUGAUGAUGUUGCUAAGAGGAGCUGGAAGACGGUCAACGCUCCUACUUCGCCUAUUGCAAAGCUUCGACUACUUGUACUUUGGAUUGCGCGAUCUCCUCAGCGGAUACAGAAGUGGGAUAAUCGACCUGGCUGUACAAAAGCUAUCAACUACGAUGUUGAUACUUGGUGGAACUCCACCUUCGUUAUGAUUGUGAGAGCCGAAGAGUGUCGCCGUCAGCUCGAAGAUACAGUCAACGAUGAUCCAGAUAUCGAAGCCUUACGUCUCACACCUAACGACUGGAGACAGCUCUCGGAUAUCAAGAAGAUCCUGGCUCCCUUUAAUGAAUAUACCGAGUAUGUCUCUCGGGAUAGCCCUUCAAUUCAUAUGGCGGCGCUAAUAACUGUUCCUGUUUCCGAUGGAAUCUCACUCCUGGAGAAGUACCACGACUGCGUCAAAGACAACGACAUAUACUAUAUCGCAAGCGUCCUGGACCCUCGAAUUAAGACCAAGUGGCUAAAAACGCUAUCGGAUGGAGAGAAGAUUAUUGACCGAAUCCGGGAGUUUCUGAAGAAAGCAUAUUCUACUACAAAACAGCCUGUAUCGACCGCUCCAAGCACCAAUUGGAAGAGCUUCGAAUAUCGAUUUCUGGAAGCCUUUCAGCCUACACAGUAUAAUGUCGCUGAGUCUGACAUCGAUAAGUAUUUCGAUACUCCGACAAUCAGCACUGGUUUCGAUAUAAGCCAGAGCCAGUCCGAGUUUAUACGAAACUGGUGGAAGGCCAACAUGCUUGAAUAUAGUUGUAUGGCAAAGGUAGCACAAGAUCACCUUGCUAUACCAGCAGCAGAGGUAGAUAUCGAGAGAUUGUUCAAUGGUGGGAGAGAUGUGCUGGGGAUUCGACGUUUCUCCAUGAAAGGUAAGACCCUUGGGACCUUAUUAAGGCUGAAAGAUGCUGCGCGUUGGAAGUCUUCAUAG